AUGAAGGCGACUCUUUUCGCUCUCUUCCUCGUUUCCCUCGCUCUCUCAUGUGCGGCCCACAGGAUGCCGCCCGGCUUUGGCCGGGGCGGCGGUGGCGGCGGCUUCAGGUGGGGCCAGGGCGGAUGGGGGCAGUUCGGCGGCCACCCAGGCACUCGCAUCGGAGCACUGGCGGCACGCAUGCUGGGAAACAACGUGGCAGACGCAUCAGGCACAGUCACGGGCGACGUCAACGCUACGGGCGUCGUGCUGCUUGCUGUCUACAAUUACAGCGGAGACUACAACAUUCGUUACGGCGCCGCAGUCAAGCUCACCGAUGCGGGCCUGCCCACAUCCAUCACCAUCAAUGACAACGCCACGUCAGCAGUCGUCCUGGAUUUCGGCGCCAGUGCCACGUGGACCAAUCUUACAUGGUCCGGAAACUGCUCUGCACUCACCGCCAAUGGUACCCUGAAGCGCGGUGCCCGCCGCCAGCCGCCCUUCCCCAAAUUCUUCGGCUUCUUCCGCCCGCCCGUUCCCUCGGGAUUUGUCUAUGGGUUUGCUGGGAUGUGGUACAACGCAAGCACUAUUACCACGGCAGCCGGUCCGACUUAUAAGGAUGUGAUGGAUCUGCUUCUGGCGAAUCCUUCUUCUUACUAUGCGGUUGCUUCCACUGAUGCGUAUCCCAAUGGUGCUGCUCUUGGGUCCGAAUCGGCCGCGCCGGCGCCGUUCUCACCUCCUCCCGUCACGGUUCAACCUCCCGUAUCUUCUCCUUCUCUCUCGCUAUCGCUCUUCUCGCUUCUCCCGCUGUUACCGCUUAUCGUCGCCGAUCGGGUCCUCGCGGAGCCCGUUCCGCUCUUCGAGAACGGCGCCGACGUGCUGACGGCUGCGGGCAGCGGCGAGCCCGUUACCAACGGCAUCAUUUCGCUGCUCUUCGGCAUCGCUGUCGUCGGAUUGGUCGUGCUGACUGGCGGGGUGGCGUACCUGGCAUACACGGACUGGCAGGACAAGCGCGAGAUGGAGAAGCUGGCAGCAGCAGAGCCAGUGAAGCGGCCAACCGCCACAUCGGAGAUCCGCGCUGCCAUGAAAUCACCUCCCCGGGCCACGCCCAAGGGUCACCCGUUUUUCCCCGACCAAUCAGAAGCCGUCCUCUCCCCAAGCGAUGAUUCGCCCCGGUAUUCCCGAGGUGCCACGUCAGCCCGCUCCGGCGCUCGCGGGGACGACAGGCUCGGGAUCCUGGCGCUCACGAGCCGCUUGCUUGACGACAUCCCGCAUUUCUCGCCGCAACUGUCGGGGCUUUUCCUCAUUGGAUUGCUCCUCUCGCUCUCCUGGUUGGCGGGCCGCGUGCGGUUCGGCCUCCUGCCCGUGCUGCUAGUGUGCCUGUUCGUGUACCAUGAGCUUUCAAACGACAAAGUCAGCCCCCUUCGUCUCUCCCCCCUCCGUCCUUCCCACUACCCACAGGUGUCCAAGAGGCAGCGGGUGCGCGAGUUGAUGGCGGCGCGGGUGGCGGCGCUACAGGCGGUGCUACAGCGGCACCCCAUGGGGGACUCGGAAACGGCGCACUGGCUGAACGCGCUCGUGCAGCGCGCAUGGCCCGUGUUCCUCGAACGACUGCUGUCCACCCAGCUUGCUCCUGCUCUCGCCCCUUGGUUCUUUGAAAAAUACCUGCCCUGGCAGGCGCGCAAGGCGUGGUUAGAGCGGGUGUAUCUGGGCAGUUCGCUGCCCGUCAUUGCUGCUGUCCGGGUCGUUCACACCAACACCCUCGACGACCACGUGGGUGAUGUCAUGGGGUGUGCCUGUGGUGCCGUGAUUUUGUGGUAUGGUAUUGCUUGGUAUGGCAUGAUGUGGCAUGGUGAUAGAAGCAGCCACGGAGUUUGCAGCGUGCAGCGACAUGUACGCGCUGGUGGGGGUGAAGAUGAGGCGGCGAGUGGCACUGGGCAUGGUGGCAAAGGGGCACGUAUCGGGCGUGCACAUAGAGGGCAAGACGAGGAUUGGGAUGCAGUUCACCUCGGAGUUCCCGUACGUGAGUCGCGUGCGAGUGAGCUUCGUGGGGGCGCCAUUCAUCGGCCUCACCGUCAAGCCCUCAGCCCACCUUGGCUUUAA
This is a messenger RNA of Closterium sp. Yama58-4, 2079 nucleotides long. NCBI's taxonomy places the organism in Eukaryota, Viridiplantae, Streptophyta, Zygnematophyceae, Desmidiales, Closteriaceae. The record is from the annotation of a GenBank genome assembly.